Messenger RNA from Lethenteron reissneri (Far Eastern brook lamprey), 3130 nucleotides. RefSeq names its product CCR4-NOT transcription complex subunit 3-like. Gene Ontology annotation, biological process: regulation of DNA-templated transcription. The record is from RefSeq and is a predicted model, not a curated record. Gene Ontology annotation, cellular component: nucleus; CCR4-NOT core complex. NCBI's taxonomy places the organism in Eukaryota, Metazoa, Chordata, Hyperoartia, Petromyzontiformes, Petromyzontidae.
GGGGGGCGGCGGUGUAUCCCUCCGCGCAACAAAAGGUGAUGCGGCUCGGGACGCCAUCUUGGAUCUGUAGCAUUAGGGAUGCGAUUGUAGGUGGAGUAUGGUGCGGAGCAGCGAGAGAUCGUGACGUGAGCAGCGAUGGCUGACAAGCGGAAAUUGCAAGGAGAGAUAGAGCGCUGUCUAAAAAAGGUGUGCGAGGGCGUGGAGAUGUUUGAAGACAUCUGGCAGAAGAUUCAGACAUCUUGUCGGACUCCUGCUCACACGUCCGAGGUGCACAAUGCGGCCAACGCGAACCAGAAGGAGAAGUACGAGGCCGACCUCAAAAAGGAGAUCAAGAAACUGCAGAGGUUACGGGACCAAAUCAAGACAUGGGUGGCCUCCAAUGACAUCAAAGACAAGCGGCAGCUGUUGGAGAACCGGAAACUCAUAGAGACGCAAAUGGAGAGGUUUAAGGUGAUUGAGCGGGAGACGAAGACCAAGGCGUACUCCAAGGAAGGCCUAGGCCUUGCUGCCAAGGUGGACCCAGCUCAGCGGGAGAAGGAGGACAUUUGUCAGUGGCUGGCUAACACCAUUGACACACUCAACAUGCAGGUGGACCAAUUUGAAAGCGAGGUGGAGUCGAUAUCGGCACAGACGAGGAAGAAGAAAGCGGAGAAAGAGAAGCAGGACAGGCUAGAGGAGCUGAAGAGGCACAUUGAGAGGCACAGGCACCACAUACGAAUGCUAGAGACGCUCUUGCGGAUGCUGGACAACAGCACGAUAGACGUUGACUCCAUCAAGAAGAUUAAGGACGACGUGGAGUACUACGUCGAUUCCUCGCAAGACCCAGACUUCGAAGAGAACGAAUUCCUUUACGAUGACAUCGACAUGGAGGACAUCACGCAAGCGGCGUUGAUGGCGACAUCCCCUGGCAGUAACAGCAUCACGGAGGAGGACUCACUGCAGUUUAACAGCUCGCCAGCGUCAAGCCCCAGCAGCUCACCGCUCCCUGCCAGCCCCGGCGCCCUCUUAGCCAUGGAAAACCACGAUGAGGAGAAGAGGAGUAAGGACUGCGAGACGACGCAGUCACUACCGAAACUGUUGUGCGUGAAGGCGAACCACACAAACCACGCGCCGCCGUCGCCCGUUGCCAGCCACCCCGUGGCGUGCCGGGGCACGGCCAAGAAUGCGACGGCGCCCGGCACAGCGGGCAGAGGCUCGGCUCCUGCCCGGACCGUCAACUCUGCCAACUCCGCCGUUGUCGUUGCCGCCGCCGCCGCAAUGAACCACGUGGCACCGGCGCCGGCCACAUCGAACCAGGGCUACGUGGUGGUGGUGGCGGUGGGAGCGAGCGCCCCGUGCGGCACAGCCGGUGGCACCUCCCAGCCCCGGCCUCCCGGCUCCGCCGUGGCCAUGCCGAACACUCCCGCCAAACCGCCCAAUGGCAUCACGAGCUACAGCGCCGUGGUUGCGGAGGGAGGUAACCUGGAGCCAUCGCAGUCUGUGAACAACAACAACAGCAGCAGCAGCAGCAACAACAUCGGCAGCAGCAGCAGUAGCAUCAGCAGCAGCAGCGGCGGCGGCAGCAGCGGCACAAACAAUGGCGGCAGCGGCAGCAGCAGCAGCAGUAACGGCAGCGAACACACGCAGCUGCCCAGCGCGGCGCAACCUCCGCUGUCUACCGCCCCCUCACCCAGCACCGGCACCAGCGAGUACUCGUCGAGUUCAGGGCUGCCGAGGCCACCCAGCGGUAACGCCACCCUUCCCGCCACAAAUACCAGCAGCGGCGCCAGCAGCAGCAGCGGCAGCGGCGCCAGCAGCAGCGCCAGCAGUAGCGCCAGUGCCCCGUCACCGCCGGCCACCCCGGCGACUCCGGGCACCAUCAUCGCCACGGCCGCCGUGACGGUGACGGCGACGCUCACCGUCACCGUGACGCAGACGACGACGACGGCGUCGUUCCACGACGUUGGAGCGAGCGUCGCAGCGUCGCUGCCUGCGCUCAGCAACGGCCCGCUCGCUCACUCGCCUUGUGACGCCAAGAGCCCAAGCCCCGAGCGUCUGAGCUCGCCGAAGAGCUUGUCGGCGCACAUUGUGGUGAGCGCCGGCCUGGAGGAGCAGGUGCACUCGCUGCACCUCAACCACAGCGAGCUGCUGCUGGAGGAGGAGUUGGAGACGGCGCCGCCGGUGGUGGUGGUGGACGGCGAGGGCUCGGACGCGCCGUCCCCCGGCGUGGAGGUGGCGACGGUGGAGGCGAGGCUGCAGCCCGUGAUGGGCGUCUGCCCGCUGGCGCCCGUGCCCCUUGUCAAGGAGCUGCUGUACCAGCAGGCCAUGCUGGAGGCGGUGUGGCAUCACAUGCCGCACCCCUCCGACUCGGAGAGGCUCAGGCAUUACCUGCCCAGGAGUCCGUGCCCCAUACCCGUGUAUCACCAGCCCGCUCUGCCUGGCAGCUACGAUUCCCUCGACUUCUACCAGCGCCUUUCCACCGAAACCCUCUUUUUCAUCUUCUACUACCUGGAGGGCACCAAGGCGCAGUACUUGGCAGCCAAGGCCCUGAAGAAGCAGUCGUGGAGGUUCCACACCAAGUACAUGAUGUGGUUCCAGCGGCAUGAGGAGCCCAAGACCAUCACGGACGAGUACGAGCAGGGUACGUACAUUUACUUUGAUUACGAGAAGUGGGGCCAACGCAAGAAGGAAGGGUUCACCUUCGAGUAUCGCUACUUGGAGGACCGCGACCUGCAGUGAGAGGGCUCCCACGACCACCAGGAGCGAUGGUGGGGGGGGGGGGGGGGUGACUCCCUCGCUGGGCGGGUGGCGGUGGUGGUGGAGACACCGAGGGUUCAACUUGACCCUCAUCCCCUCCUCAACCCCCACCCAACCUCGGCUAACCCCCCCACCCUUCUGUUCUCCACCAGUGAACCGCCGCUCCCGCUCAAAAACAAAUCUUCGAAUUCCAAACCUCCAUCAUCCCAUAAAGGACAGUAAACCAAGGGUCUUGUAAAUCGUGUAUUUUGCAUCUUGAUUAUGCAUACGUUGUCGUAUGGCCAAGAGGGAGAGAAUUUUCCUGUGAUCAUGUACAGUAUUGGUUAUAAACUUAACGAUGUGCAAGCGUUCCGGAGCGCUUGUGAUACGAAAUAAAAAAAAGUCUUCUUUUUCA